Messenger RNA from Solenopsis invicta (red fire ant), 2361 nucleotides. RefSeq names its product elongation of very long chain fatty acids protein 6 (gene Baldspot). Gene Ontology annotation, molecular function: fatty acid elongase activity. The record is from RefSeq and is a predicted model, not a curated record. Gene Ontology annotation, biological process: fatty acid elongation, monounsaturated fatty acid; fatty acid elongation, polyunsaturated fatty acid; very long-chain fatty acid biosynthetic process. The transcript has 2 exons. NCBI's taxonomy places the organism in Eukaryota, Metazoa, Arthropoda, Insecta, Hymenoptera, Formicidae. Gene Ontology annotation, cellular component: endoplasmic reticulum membrane. The coding region runs from base 1 to 879 and encodes 292 amino acids.
AUGAACAACGUGGACUACAAGGAGGUGACGCUCCCGAAUUAUUCCUACGUAUUUAAUUUCGAGGAGACGUUCAGCCACCACGAGACCAAGCAAUGGAUGAUGGAAAAUUGGACGAACGGUUUUUAUUACUGCGGACUUUACAUGAUCCUAAUAUUCGGCGGACAACACUACAUGGCCAGCAGGCCCAGAUUCGAACUCAGGGGAAUACUGUGUCUUUGGAAUACGCUAUUGGCUACCUUUUCUAUCAUCGGCUUCACCAGAACGGCGCCUGAGUUAAUACACGUUCUUAGACAUCACGGUUUGCACCACAGCAUUUGUAUACCAAGUUUUAUCGAGCAAAAUUGCGUGUCGGGCUUCUGGACGUGGAUGUUCGUGCUGUCGAAACUACCCGAGCUCGGCGACACGGUCUUCAUCGUGUUGCGCAAACAACCGCUAAUCUUCCUGCACUGGUAUCAUCAUAUCACCGUUUUAUUAUACUCCUGGUUUUCGUAUUCGGAGUACACUGCGUCCGCGCGAUGGUACAUCGUGAUGAACUACUGCGUCCACUCGAUCAUGUACAGCUACUACGCCCUUAAAGCAAUGCGAUACAGGCCACCUAAAGCAAUCUCCAUGGUGAUCACUACGCUCCAGCUUACCCAAAUGGUGAUCGGCUGCAUUAUCAACAUACACGCCUACCAGUACCUGGAGAGUGGCUACGCCUGCAACAUCACCCGCAUGAAUAUCCGUUUUAGUUUCGCGAUGUACUUGAGUUAUUUCGUCCUAUUCGCGCGAUUCUUCCAUAAGUCGUACCUGGCUGGAAAGAAGACCGAAGACAAGAAGCACUUUACCAAUAGCGCAUCUGGUCACAUCAGCUAUAACGACAAGCUCAAAGCCAAUUAAGAUGGUUACUUGGCACACUAGGGCGCCUGGACGCCCUUUUCUCUAUCUUACCUUCUUUUCUCCUUCUUUCCCUAAUUCUCUUCUCUUUUUUCUCACGCCGCUGGUCGACGUAGCCAUACAUCCAGGAUCUAUUUAUACUAGGAAAUAUUAGGGUUUAACGGCUUCUAGGAUUCACGUGUUCAGUGGAUACUAUUGCUAAACUUAAAGAUUUACGGACUGUGAUGCAAUUAUUUAACUGUAAUAUAUGGUUGUUUUCAUUUGCCUUUCGUACUUCAAAAUUAUUUUAUUAUAUAAUUAUCUAUUAAUAAUAUUAAUUGAAAUAUUAAUUGAAUUUGUGUUUUCAUAUAUUUUUUUAAUUGUAACACUGUUACAUAUAUUUUUUAAACGUGAUUUUUGGUACUCUUUUAAUUUUAGAAUUAAGGUUUUACCUUAAUUUUAUUAAUAAUAAAUAUUACUUGAUUGUAUUAUUUGCGAUUUUUUUAAGAUGAAAAAUAUUAGUUUAGGCCUUUGGAAACAUGUAGAUUUGCCGCUAUAUCUGCAUUCUAAUAUAUUAAUGUUACGUUAAUUAAGACGUCGAGAAAUGUGUAAAGUUAUAUAUACAUAUACAUAUAUAUAGAGCCUAAAAUACACAGAAGCUCUAAAUUUUUAGGACUUGUAAAUACGUCUACGAGAAUUUUUUAGAUUAAUAGAAUUCGUACAUAUAGGAUUUCGCACAUCCUAGGAACCAUCGAAUUUAAAGUCCACGUAUCCUAGGAAUCAUAUUUCUUAAACUCUUUUUAGAUUCUAGGAGCCGUACGUCCUAAAAGUUAUAGAUCUUGGGUGCGACGUUUCUCAGGAUCCUUAUAUCCUAGGACUCGUAAAGCGGGACUUGUGGAGUACAGAAACUAUUAGUCCUCGAGCCCAAUAGAUUCUAAGGCGCAUAUUUAAGAUACGUAUUUCUCAGGAUUUUUAAUAGAUCCUAAGAUCUACCUUAUAGGAAUCGUGAAACAAUGAAUUGAUAACAUUUUUGGGUCUACAACACCUAGGAUUCAUACUACUACAUUGAGAUCUUUAGAUUCUACGGUAUCUGUCGAUCCUAAAGUAAAUUUUUUCGGGAUCCUCAGGUCGUAGGAUACAAUAGAUUCUAAUUGAGGAUCCAUUAGCCAAUUAGCGUCCGCCUGCGUGCGGAGGGUACCCUAAGAAGGAGGUUCGUUCGAGGGUGGAGGGAGGAGGGAACACAUAGUGGUUCUCCUCUUAGUUUUUUUAUAUAUAAUUAAUAAAGAGCUACUUUUGCAUGUCCUGUGUAAACGUGCGCGAAUGUAUGCACGUUUCACAAGUCCGAUCGGCUGUUGCACAAUUGUUAUUAUGAUUUGUUUGUUACUGUCUAUAUCUCUCUUUUGCAAUUGAAUAUAUACAUAUAUUGGGUAUUAUUUAAUAAUAAUUUAUAUGACCAAACACAUAUGUGUAAAUAAUAAUUUCUUAUAAAUCCUACAUGGCAUCACA